Messenger RNA from Seriola aureovittata, 2245 nucleotides. RefSeq names its product ring finger protein 144B (gene rnf144b). Gene Ontology annotation, biological process: positive regulation of proteasomal ubiquitin-dependent protein catabolic process; protein polyubiquitination; ubiquitin-dependent protein catabolic process. The record is from RefSeq and is a predicted model, not a curated record. Gene Ontology annotation, molecular function: ubiquitin protein ligase activity; ubiquitin conjugating enzyme binding; zinc ion binding. Bases 428 to 1387 code for a protein of 319 amino acids. The transcript is spliced from 8 exons. NCBI's taxonomy places the organism in Eukaryota, Metazoa, Chordata, Actinopteri, Carangiformes, Carangidae. Gene Ontology annotation, cellular component: cytoplasm; mitochondrial membrane; ubiquitin ligase complex.
CAGAAGAGCAGAGCUGACACACACACACACACACACACACACACACACACACACACACACACACACACACACACACACACACACACACACAUAUAUAUACACACACACACACACACGGAGCAGACAGCAGCGAGCAGGACGUCUCAACAUGUUUUUAGUUUCUCUUUAAGCCCGGUGUGGGUGUGAGAAACGCGAAGUCGGGCAGCAGUGACAGCAGAGGUUACUGUAACAGCAGACUGUAUCAACACAUGUGUCUGUGCCACAGUAAUAGGAGCACUGCGGCUGUGGAUCUGGACUUGGGCAGCUCCUACACCCAGUGGUCCACAAGAAAGGAAUAUGGAGGCUGUAGCUCCUCUCCGUCCCUAGCAGAAGGGCUAGGAGCAGCCUGAUUCCUCCGUACUUCCCUGCCCGCCUGCCUCGCCCCUUCAUGGCCAGCAGGAGUCCUUCCCUGAGCCAGGAAGCCAGGGACUCGGCACCCGGGACCCCUGAGGCCGGCGCUGACUCCCAGCCGGGGCCCGAGGUCUUUUGCAAGCUGUGCCUCAGUGAGCAGCCAUCUGCAGCCACCAGGGAACUGCAAAGCUGCAACUGCAACUUCUGCACAGCAUGUUUGCAGCAGUAUGUUCAGCUGGCCAUCAUGGAGGGUGGGGGGGCACCCAUCACCUGCCCAGAUAUGGCCUGCCAAAAGUCUGGCGUGCUACUGGACUCUGAGAUAGCCAGCCUGGCUGCAGCUGAUCAGGUGGAGCUGUAUCAGCGUCUGAAGUUUGAGAGGGGAGUGAAGUUGGACCCCAGUAAAGCCUGGUGCCCAGUGCUUGAGUGCCAGGCGGUGUGCAAAGUGCAGCCAAGCACCGAGGGCCAGCCCACCGCUGUGCCCUGCCUCACCUGUCACACCGUCUUCUGCUCUGGGUGCAGAGGGCCCUGGCAGGACAGCCAUACCUGCCCCGAACGCCAGCCCAUGAUGUCACCCUCUCCCUCUCAUGAAAGCAGGGCCCGCUCCGACAGCCACUCUGACAUGCCCAUCAAACAGUGUCCUAUGUGUGGUAUCUACAUAGAGAGGAACCAGGGCUGUGCACAGAUGCUGUGUAAGAGCUGCAAACACACCUUCUGCUGGUACUGCCUGCAGAAUCUGGAUGGUGAUAUAUUCCUGCGGCAUUACGAUAAGGGACCGUGCAGAAACAAGCUGGGACACUCCAGGGCCUCUGUGAUGUGGAACAGAACACAGGUGGUGGGAAUCCUGGUGGGAGUCAGCAUCAUCGUGCUGGUGACAUCUCCGCUCCUCCUGCUGGCCUCGCCCUGCAUCCUGUGCUGUGUCUGUAAGCCCUGCAGAGGCAAGAAGAAGAAGAAGAAAAGGAAGAGGGACCUCAGCCAGCCAGACUCCUCCACAUCAUAGCACCUCCCCCUCUCAUUGGGCCAAUCCAGGAUACACCGACAAAGCCCAAGGAAACCAACAAGCGCAUGUGCAAGUGGUGGAAAAGAAUAAACUUAUCGAACAAUGGAGCACUUUUCCCCCCGACGCGACAGACUGGACGCCUCGUCAGGAGAAGGGUGGAAGUGUAAACACGAAGAGAAUGAAUGUAACUCGCUCACGUAGUUGUUGGCAGAUGCACAACAGGUUUGUAAGGAGAAGGCGGUGGGGGUUUUCCCGGAGACGUCUCUCUCUCUCUCUCUAUCUCUCUCUCUCUCUCUCUCUCACACACACACACACGCACACACACAUGCAGUUAAAAGUGCAACGCCACCCUCAUGUGCCAAAUGUCAUGAUGCCAAACUACAGGUGUUAGGUGCUCAAGUGCCUCACUCUACAGUGCCUGGUGCUUGGUCGUCUUUGCUUUGCCUUUCAUUCUAUCUUUAUAUUAUGCAAAAAUUUUAGCAUUAUGAAAAUGGACAACCGUCAGGAUCCCACAGGGUUGUAAAUCCCUCAAACAAAAAGCAAAACAUUCUUUCAUAAUGGUAGAAGGCAAACAGCAUCAUGUGUGCACUGUAUAUUCUAUACUGAUAUGAAAUAUGAUAGGGCUUCAGUGGUGCACAGAGAACUUUUCUUCUGCGAAUGUUUGUUGUUUCCACCUGGCGUAUGUUCCAGACCAAAGGCUCUAAAGGAUAAUGUGUACUUUUCUACAGUGUGUUAAUAUGUAUUUAUGGUUUAUGUGUGUAUGGUAUCCUCUUAUCAUUUCUACAUUUCUGUUGAUGUUUCUGCAUCAGAUAUUUUAUAAAAGCGCCAUUGUAAUUGAAAUAAACACACUGUAUUGAA